Dujonia railenensis is the source of this 1245-nucleotide messenger RNA. NCBI's taxonomy places the organism in Eukaryota, Fungi, Ascomycota, Pichiomycetes, Serinales, Debaryomycetaceae. The record is from the annotation of a GenBank genome assembly.
AUGAAGUCAGGAUUUACCAUUGCCUUGGCCUUAGUUGCAGGUGUAGCUAACGCUGCCUCCUCCGCAUCUUGUUCAUUUUCCUCCACUACUAUCACAGCUUCUGCCUCGCUCAGUCAAGUUGCAUCCUGUGCAACCAUUUCCGGAAGCGUUGAAAUCAGUGGUGAUGAGAUUAGUUCACUUGACUUGAGUUCCGUCCAAGAAAUUGCCGGAACCUUGAAUAUUUUCAACUCAUCAUCGAUUACCGCUGUAAACUUACCAGGUUUAGAAUCCAUUACCGGUACAUUAUCACUUGAUGCCUUAACUCAGUUGUUUUCAGUUGAUUUCACCAAGUUAACUGAAGUCAAUGAAUUAACCUUAAUUUCGUUGCCUUCAUUAUCUACCUUAAACUUGAAUGCUGGUAUUGACAAUGCCACUCUGAUUGAAUUGUCUGAUACUGCAUUAUCUACUUUGGAUGGCUUUGUAUCAUCAUUGUCCACCAUCGGUACUUUGAACGUUAAUAACAACAAAAAUAUCACCACUAUAGAAUUGACCAACUUAGAAACAGUAACUACGGGUUUGAUUUUAAGUUUCAACAGUGACAAUUGUUCUAUUGAUCUCUCGCAAUUGCAAUGGGCAUCCAACCUCACAAUUCAAGACGUGGGCCUGUUAACCGUUACUAACUUAACUGCCGUCAACGGUACUUUCAACGUUGCCUAUAACUCGUUUGACAGCGUAGAAUUUGGAGCCUUAGAAGAGGUUGGAGGUGACUUACAAUUCUUUGCAAACGAUGAUGUUACUGAAAUCGAUUUCCCAGUAUUGGCAACUAUUGGAGGUGAAUUAUUGUAUUUCAACAACACGAACUUGGAAAACAUAACUGACUCAUUCCAUGACUUGGAGAAGAUCAAGGGUGCUGUGAACAUUGCUGGUGGCUUCGGUAACUUUACCUUGCCAGCGUUAGAAGAGGUCAACGGGGACUUCAAUGUUUCUUCAACCAACGACGAUUUCUCAUGUGACGAGUUUGACAAGUUGCACAAGGAUGGUAAGAUUGAAGGACACAACUACGAAUGUUCUUCUCCAUCUUCAAGUACUUCCGCCUCACUGUCAGGUACUCUGAAAGCAACUGGUACUAGUGGAUCCUCCUCUUCUGGCUCUAGUUCUACAGGCUCUUCGAGCUCCACUAAGAGUUCUCAAGCUGGUGGAUUAAUGGCUAGCCACUACUUAUCUUUUGCAGCUUUGUUUGGAGCUAUGAGCGCAUUCCUUCUUUAG